Molecule: messenger RNA, 3015 nt
Organism: Triticum turgidum subsp. durum (durum wheat)
Lineage: Eukaryota; Viridiplantae; Streptophyta; Magnoliopsida; Poales; Poaceae
Source: the annotation of a GenBank genome assembly
AUGACGGCAUCCAACGCAAAUUCGUCAUGUAAUUGUUCAAAUACCUGUUCCUCGGAGGGGGCAGCUGACCAGGGUGAUAACCUUUCGAGGCUGUUCACGGACUUCGCCGUGGACAACAACACGUUCGCGGAGGCGCGCAUCAGGGCCGCUUUCUACCCCAAAUUCGAAAAUGACAAUUCCGAUCGACAGACAAGGACUCGGAUGAUUGAGAUGGUGUCGUGUGGCUCAGCUACCAUGGAGGUUACGCUGAAGCAUUCAGGAUCUCUAUUCAUGUAUGCCGGUCACCGUGGUGGAGCAUAUUCCAAGAACAGCUUUGGAAAUAUCUACACUGCUGUGGGCGUUUUUGUCCUGGACCGUAUGUUUCGUGAAGCUUGGGGGAAGGAAGCCCCUAAAAAGCAAGCCGAAUUUAAUGAUGUUCUUGAGAAAAAACGGAUAAACAUUUCAAUGGAACUUGUGACGGCUGUAUUAGGAGACCAUGGGCAAAGGCCAAAGGAUGACUAUGCCGUGGUUAUAGCUGUAACAGAGUUAGGUCAUGGCAAACCAAGGUUCUAUUCUACUCCACAAGUGAUUGCCUUUUGUCAAGAAUGGCGCCUACCAACAAAUCAUGUGUGGCUAUUUUCCACAAGGAAAUCUGCCACUUCUUUUUUCGCUACCUACGAUGCAUUGUGUGAAGAGGGGACUGCCACGCCGGUUUGCACAGCCCUUGGCGAAAUAGCUGAUAUAUGUAUACCAGGGUCAAAGGAUCAUGUGAUGGUACAGGGUGAGAUUCUUGAAGGCCUGGUUGCCCGUAUUGUUAGCCGUGAAAGUUUGGUUCAAAUGGAACAAGUCUUGAAAAACUUCUCACAUCCUCCACUAGAUGGAGUUGACUCUGAUUUGGGACCAAGUUUACGUGAAAUAUGCGCCGCUUAUAGGUCAGAUGAAAACCAGAAAAUUAAAGUACUUCUUGAAAAUGUUGGAUCUUCAAUAUGUCCAGACCAUUCUGAUUGGUUUGGAAGUGGUGGUCUUGAUGCUCAGUCUCAAGACGCUGAUGAAUCGGUUGUCACUUGCUUUUUGCAAGCACAUCCUACUGACAAUACAACUAAGAAAUUGCAGGAGAUGAUUCGUGUGAUCAAGCAGAGAAAUUUCCCUGUAGCACUCAAAUGUUACCAAAAAGUUGAUUCUCUUUCAAAUGAUAACUUGUAUUACAAGAUGGUUAUCCAUGUGCACAGUGAUUAUGUUUUUACAAGUUAUCGGCAAGAGAUGAGGAAAAAGCAAGGGUUAUGGCCACUGUAUAGGGGUUUCUUCGUUGAUGUAAACCUGUUCAAGGCGAAUAAUAGGAAGGCUGCUGAACAUCCCAAAGACAGUAACACUUUACUGAAAAAUAUUGAUGGUGCCGAGAACAGUGACGAGGAUUCAAAUUUGAUGGUCAAACUAAAAUUCCUGACUUAUAAGGUAAGGACAUUUUUAAUUCGGAAUGGCCUCUCCACCCUCUUCGAAGAUGGCCCAUCUGAUUAUAGAGAUGAUUGCCUGAGACAAAUGGAGAAUUGGGGAACAUCAGCAAGUAAACAGAAGGAGCUUUGCGAACUGUUGGAUGAAUGGGCUGUGUAUAUUACAAGAAAGUGCGGAAAUAAUGCACCCUCGUCCUGGACGUAUCUUAGCGAGGCAGAGCCUUUCUUUGAACAAUAUGCUAAAGCAAACCAGGAUUUGAUAGGGGCUGCUGGUGAAUUGGUUCAAGCGUCUAGUCCUACUACGUCCCUCAAUGGUGUUUCAAAACCCGAGGGCCUCAUCGUCUUCUUUCCUGGUAUACCUGGUUGUGCAAAGUCUGCUCUAUGCAAGGAACUAUUGAAAAUGCCUGGUGGCCUUGGUGAUAAUCGCCCUCUUCAUAGUCUGAUGGGAGAUCUUCUUACUAAAAAAGCAAAAUACUGGCAAAAGGUUGCUGACGAGCGGAAAAAGGAACCAUUUACAAUAACCCUCGCCGACAAAAACGCACCAAAUGAGCAAGUGUGGCGGCAGAUUGAGAAUAUGUGUGGGACCACAAAAGCGGCUGCUGUUCCUGUUGUUCCUGAUUCUGAAGGCACCGACACAAAUCCAUUUUCUCUUGAUGCUCUUGCUGUUUUCAUGUUUCGCGUACUCCAGCGGGUCAAUCAUGAGAUAAAGGGAAAUCUGGACAAGGCAUCACAGAAUGCUGGUAAAGUUGUGCUAGAGUUUUACAACCUCUAUGAUGGCAAGAAUCGAAGAGAAUUCGAAGGCCGACUGCACGAGCGUUUCGGCUCCUUGGUUAAGAUGCCUCUCCUCAAGCCAGAUAGAGCUCCAUUGCCUGGUGAUGUCAAAAGUAUCUUAGACGAGGGGCUUAGCUUAUUCAAAUUGGAUCGAAGCAGGCAUGGAAGAAGAGUGGAGCCAUCAGAAUGGACACAGUGGGAGGAGAGGUUGCGCGAGAUCUUGUUGGAGAAUGCUGAUUAUCUUAAAUCCAUUCAGGUUCCGUUUGAGGCUGCGGUGAAACAAGUAGUGGAACAGUUAAAGGCCGUGGCAAAAGGUGAUAUCAAACCACCUGAUACUGCGAAGCGGAGGUUGGGCAAUAUCGUUUUUGCUGCUGUUACAUUAUCCCCGGCAGACGUAUUGGGCCUUGUCCGGAAGGUUGCAGAGAAGGACACGGAUGUCGACAAUUUUCUCAACGGCAUAAAAUUAGAGGAUAGCCUCAAGAACAAGGUGCAUGUCACCCUCGCCCACAAAAGGGUCCAUGGUGUAGCCGCGGUCGCAAGUUAUGCGGUCUACGAGAAGCAGGAACUAGCCGUAUCGUUUAACGCCUUCGUCUACACCGAUAAGAUGGCUGCCCUCGAGGCACAGAUUGGAACGGUAAACGGAGAGACCAUUGUCUGCAGAAAUGAUUGGCCACAUGUUACUCUAUGGACAGCUGCAGGCGUGGCACCAAAGGAAGCAAACACACUGCCGCAGUUGGUUUCCCAGGGAAAAGCAAAGCGGGUGCCGGUCGACCCUCCUAUCACCAUCUCUGGAGUUGUCGACUUGAACUGUCUUUAG